Molecule: messenger RNA, 5027 nt
Organism: Rhinichthys klamathensis goyatoka
Lineage: Eukaryota; Metazoa; Chordata; Actinopteri; Cypriniformes; Leuciscidae
Gene: per1a
Product: period circadian clock 1a
Exons: 20
Coding region: 249-4445 (1398 amino acids)
Biological process (GO): circadian regulation of gene expression; entrainment of circadian clock by photoperiod; negative regulation of transcription by RNA polymerase II
Cellular component (GO): cytoplasm; nucleus
Molecular function (GO): transcription corepressor binding; transcription cis-regulatory region binding
Source: RefSeq, a predicted model, not a curated record
UGUACUGAACUAAUGUUACUGUGUUGCACUGGCGUCAUUCGGAAACAAGCUCUGAAAAAGCAGCUUAAACUGCCAUUCGGAUCAACAGAAAUACUUUAACGAGAUGGUUUGCAACUUUAUGAUCUAUUAUGCGGAUACAUCCAGGACAGCAGAUAUUUAGGACCUAGGAGUUCACAUGCCCUGCUUUGUCAGAAAUUCAUUACAGAUGCACAAAACAGAUUUUAUAUAUAUAAUUAUUCUGCUUCAUUAUGAGUAAUGACAUCUUCCAAACAUCUUUGAGCUGUACCACUAGUACAGGGACGGGAAGAACACAUAAGGAUGAAAGGGAAACCCACAGUAAUGCUUCUCCCGGAAUGACUGACAGCCAGUCCGUCCUUCCCGGGCUGGACAUCCUAACAGUACCUCAGCUAACACACUCAGACGACACUGAUACCCAUUCCAGCGGGAAUGACUCGACCGAGAGGGAGAGCGAAGGACACAUGGGGCGAGAAACAUCCACCUGCAGCUCUCACAAUGGCAAGGGUUCAACCACAGAGACUACAGAAAGCAAGAGCUCAAAUGGAAACAGUCCCUCCCCUCCUAGCAGCUCGGUGUCAUUCAGUCUUUUGAGUGGCAGCUCGGAGCCGACCUCCCUAUCAGCCAGCGGUGACCAGGCGGCCCGGCUGCAGACCCAGAGAGAGCUGCUGAAGGCCCUGCGCGAGCUAAAGGUCCGCAUGCCGGCGGAACGGCGCAGGAAGGGCCGAUCUAGCACCCUAGCCUCCCUGCAGUAUGCGCUUAGCUGUGUCAAGCAAGUGAGAGCUAAUCAAGAGUACUACCAUCAGUGGAGUGUGGAAGAGAGCCAUGGGUGUUGUUUGGACCUGUCGUCGUUUACUAUCGAAGAGCUAGACAACAUUACAUCAGAGUACACCCUUCAAAACACGGACACGUUCUCUGUGGCGGUGUCGUUCCUCUCUGGUAAAGUGGUGUACAUCACAUCCCAGGCGGCCUCUCUGCUGCGCUGUAAACCCGAGAGGCUUCAGGGGGCUCUGUUUUCGGAGCUGCUCGCGCCUCAGGACGUCGGCACCUUUUACAGCAGCACCGCUCCCAGCCGCCUGCCGGCGUGGUCCUCCUGCGCAGGCACCACCUCACAGGUGGACUGUGCAGAGGAAAAGUCAAUGUUUUGUCGGAUCAGCAGAGGUAGGGACAGUGACGGUAAUGAAGUGAAGUAUUACCCCUUCCGUCUCACGCCAUAUCAGCUAACCCUGAGGGACUCCGACACGUCCCAACCUGAGCCCUGCUGCCUCCUCAUCGCUGAGAGAGUUCACUCUGGCUACGAGGCACCUCGUAUCCCAGCAGAUAAGAGAAUUUUUACCACCAGUCAUACCCCAAACUGUCUCUUCCAAGAAAUUGAUGAAAGGGCAGUGCCAUUACUUGGUUACAUGCCUCAGGACUUGGUUGGGAAACCGGUGCUUAUUUACUUGCAUCCAGAAGACCGACUCCUUAUGGUGGCCAUUCACAAGAAAAUUAUCCAGUUUGCAGGGCAGCCAUUUGACCACUCGCCCCUGCGUAUGCGUGCACAAAGUGGGGAGUACCUGACCCUCGACACCAGCUGGUCAUCCUUCAUCAACCCCUGGAGCAGGAAGGUGGCUUUCAUAGUGGGACGCCACAAAGUUCGAACGAGUCCAUUGAACGAGGACGUGUUCACUGCCCCGGAGGGCGGGGAGAUGAGAACCAUGUCCCCAGAUGUGCCGCAGCUGAACGAGGUGAUCCAAAGGUUCCUGGUGCAGCCCAUUCAUGCUGGCAGCUCACUGGGGUACGGCAGCCUGGGCAGCAGCGGCUCGCACGAGCACCAGCAAGGUGCCACUUCCUCCUCUGAGAGUAACGGACAUGCUUCCGGGGACCAGAUCAAGCCCAGGAAACCAAUGACGUUUGAGCAGAUUUGUAAAGACAUGCACAUGGUAAAGGCCAGUGGACAGCAAGUCUUCAUUGAAUCCCGAAACCGACCGCCAGCUCUCAAACCGGGUAGCUUAGAAGCACUGGCAAAGGCAGCAGACACAGCAGAAGCCUCUUCUAGAGAAGGUCUGGCAGGUUUGGCACUGUCAACUCCACCUAGGAAGGAGCUGCCCACCAUCUACUCAUACCAGCAGAUCAACUGUCUGGAUAGCAUCAUACGAUAUCUGGAGAGCUUUAAUGUCCCUGGCACAGUGAAGAGGAAGUGUGGCUCAUCUUCCUAUACAACCUCUUCUACCUCUAAUGAUGAUAAACAAAGGGAAGAAGCUGGAGCAACCAAAGAGACUCUUGUGGUGACUGAGGGGUCAAAGGUUGUCCCUGCAGCUCCAGGACACCCCCUAACCCCUCUGGCUCUGCACUGUAAGGCAGAAAGCGUUGUCUCUGCCACUUCCCAAUGCAGUUUCAGCAGCACCAUCGUUCAUGUUGGUGACAAGAAGCCACCUGAAUCGGACAUUAUUAUGAUGGAGGAGCCACCAACCACCCCAACACCUUCCACGUCAGUUCCAACCACUGCUGUUGCCUCUGCCAUGCCUGAGAACCCUCAGCAGACCCCGUCCCCCACUGCUGCUGUUCCCGAGAAAGAAAAGGAGAAGGAGAGAAGAGGUGGAGGAAGUGCAGGAAAGGGCCUCACGAAGGCGAUGUUAUCCACACACACCCAGCAAGAAGAGCAAGCCUUCCUCAACCGUUUUAGAGACAUCAGCCAGGUGCGGAUGGUCCAACCCAGCGAGCCACCACAGCUCAGAAGCACGUCUACACCUGGGACAAAAGGAGUGAAUAGCCCCCAGAACUAUCCUUCUCUAGAUAACAGCAAGAGUCGUCGGCAUGGCAGAGGUGGGAAAAGACGGAAACACCAAAUAGAAGACAACAUUCCGGACAUUCCCUCCCUCUCUUUAUCUGGCCCCCAUAGAGGAUCUAAUCCUGCAGCAAUAAGACCCAACUUCCCCUUAAUCCAGCACUCUUCCACAUCUUGGCAACCAUCUGUGGCAUCCCAGACAAGUCAUGCUCCCGUGAUGACCUCCGUUCCACCAGGCUACAUGCCCAUGUUUCCCAUUUCGUCGCCUUUCUUGAUGCCCCAGAUGGGAACGGAUCCUUCUUUGCAAGGUGUCCCUAGGUUCCCCAUGCAAGGCUUUCCUCCAGUGUUGCCACCAGCCAUGACCUUCAUGAUGCCCAACUAUAUUUUUCCACAACUUGGUAAUCCAGGACCACAGUUGAACCCAGCCAACUUGCAGCUCAGUGGGCAACUGCCUGCCCAGAUGAACCCCUUGGGCCAGUUCCCUUGCUCUUUUGUUCAAAUGAACCCUGGUGUGCCAUCGUUUAAUCCUGCAGUAGGGCAGUUACAUCCAUUGGGCUCUCAAAUGAAUCCCACUAUGCCUGCAGUGAUUCCCCAGCAGUUCUACAACCCAAAUCCCCCGUUCAUUUUCCCCAACUCUCCAUCAAUGCCAGCAGGAAAUGCCAACACUACACUACAUGGACAGUCUCGUUCCAGCACACCCCAGUCCACCGGGCAACAGGCUGGCGAGAGAGAAGGGACCGGAUCCCCUCUUUUUCAGUCCCGAUGCUCCUCCCCACUCAAUCUUCUACAACUUGAGGAAUUGCCAAGCAACAGAACAGAUGCUACGCUACAGACUCCACCGCCAGGAUUAGGAGCAACACAAGUGGGCGGGACUGUGGUGCCGAAUUCCUGCAAUCGCAGCAACACCAAAGAUGCCAAACCAAAUAACAGCCAUGAAGUCAAUGAGUCAAACCAGGACUCCAUGUCGACCUCCAGUGACAUGCUGGACCUACUGCUGCAAGAGGACUCCCGCUCAGGAACUGGAUCCGCCGCCUCAGGUUCUGGGUCUUCAGGGUCUGGGUCUGGGUCUGGGUCUGGAUCAUUUGCCUCUGGAUCAAAUGGGUGUAGCACAUCUGGAAGUGGCACUAGGAGCAGUAAUACAAGCAAGUACUUUGGAAGCAUUGACUCGUCAGAGAAUGAUCACACUCAUAAACCAGCAUCUGAGGAUCGGGAAGGGGAACAGUUCAUAAAUUUUGUCCUGCAGGACCCCAUCUGGCUCCUCAUGGCCAACACAGAUGACAAGGUUAUGAUGACAUACCAGAUUCCCAUCAAAGACAGAGACUCAGUACUGAAAGAAGACAGAAACGCCCUGAAAGCUGUUCAGCAGCAUCAGCCUCACUUUACUGAAGAGCAGAAGAAAGAGUUAACUCAGGUUCACCCCUGGAUUCAAACGGGCUGCCUACCAAAAGCCAUCAACAUUACAUCUUGCACAGGAUGUGCAACUUCCCCGGAUUGCUUGACUCCUCCAUUCGAUUUGGAAUUUCAUGAGAUGGAUCUCAGCAUGGUUUUGAGAGAAGAGGCCAAACAACAAGAUAAACUUAUCACUGCAGAAAUAGCCUUUCCCUUGAGCCCCCCUUCAUCUGAUUAUGAACAGAUAGACAAUCAGGCCAGCACGAGCACGUAGGAGUGGGCCAUGGAGGAGGUGGAAGUGACAUAAUCAGUGAAAGUGAAGAGGGACUACAGACUGCUGGACAGUGAAUGGUUGUGCUGCUGCCUCAUAGACUUUUAGGACCAAGUUGAAUUUGGACCAAGCUGAAAGUGUGAAAGAUUUAUGAACUUUUAUCCUCUCAGAUGAUGUCAGUAUAUCAAUCUGAACAAUAGAGAGAAGAAGGGAAAGACUUCCUUUAAUUUUUACAGCUCAAAGGGAAUAUGUUUUGAGAUGUUAACCUGUUGCACGUGGUGGAUGUUAGAACAUUGUUGCACUAUAUUCUGCUUCCAGGUUCUUAUAAUUAUUUAUGAGCCUGCCUGGACUUAUCCUUUGACAGGCGCUAUUUCAGAAUUAUUCAUGACACCAUACGACCUUUUCCUAUUACAGGCAGUUCUUCAAACCAUGAGUUAUUGAGUUUAUAGAAUUAUGAACAGUUGGACCAGGAAUUUACUGAUUUCACAUAAGUUUGAAAUAAGACAGUCUGACAUCCAUAGCCCUUUUUACAGACACUGUGUGUCAAUUCUCAAACCGUUCUGAAUGAUUCCCAGGAAUUAUGGC